Molecule: messenger RNA, 2868 nt
Organism: Colossoma macropomum (tambaqui)
Lineage: Eukaryota; Metazoa; Chordata; Actinopteri; Characiformes; Serrasalmidae
Gene: nyx
Product: nyctalopin
Exons: 3
Coding region: 202-1623 (473 amino acids)
Cellular component (GO): plasma membrane
Molecular function (GO): protein binding
Source: RefSeq, a predicted model, not a curated record
CAUACGCAUAUAUGUACACACCCCUCUCGGGACCUUUAAAUCCAUUCAGACGUUCAUUUAGAAGCACACGGUGCUGACAGCGUGACAUGUCAGAGUGGACUCAUGGAUAUGUUUUUACUGGUUUUCACUUUAGGUGGAGGUGUAUUGCAGUUGAUCAGCAGGCAUUUUAUCCUGACAUGCCACAGGUGAAAAGGCUCAGCGAUGUUUGUCACUGUUGUAGCUGUGAGUUUCCUGAUGCUGCCGCACAGCGUGGCUCUGUGGGCCUGUACCCGCUCCUGCCCCCCCAGCUGCACGUGCACUCAGGAGAAAAGCUGCACAGUGCUGUGUGACCGCGCCAACAUGGUCGAGCUUCCCACAGAGUUCCCCUGCGAAGCGUCCUCCAUCAACCUGGAGAAGAACAGCCUGAAGUUCUUGGCUGAGCGAGCCUUUGGCACUCUACCCUCGCUCAAGUCGCUCUCCUUGGACCACAACAACAUCUCCUUCAUCACACCGGGGGCUUUCAAAGGGCUACCAAACCUGCUGGAACUCAAGAUGGCCCACAAUGAGUAUAUCCGCUAUCUCCACACGCGCACCUUCACCUCGCUUAAACGUCUGGUGCGCCUGGACCUUUCUGACUGCAACCUCUUCAACAUGCCUGACCGCAUCUUCCUGGAGCAGAUAUCCCUGAAGGAGCUGCUCUGCUUCCAGAACAAUUUCAGGCGCAUCCCAGGCGCUAUACGAGGAAUGGAGAACCUGACACACAUUUACUUGGAGCGCAACAAGAUUGAAGCGGUGGCCUACAACUCUCUGCUGGGCCUAUUCAACCUCAAGUAUCUCAACCUACAAGAGAAUCGCAUCAGCGUCAUCCACGAUGAGGCUUUUAAGGACCUCCGUCGACUGGAAAACUUUUACCUGAACGACAACCUGUUGGCUGAGUUGCCUCAGCAAUCUUUCAAGGGUCUCAGUCGCCUCAAGAUGUUAAAUCUGGGUGGUAACUUGCUGACCAAUGUCUCCAAAAGCUGGUUUGGUGACCUGGUGGAGCUGGAGGUGCUCUACUUGGACCGGAACCGCUUGUCCUUCAUCGAAGUGGGUGCUUUUGAGAAUUUGACCAGCCUAAUGACGCUGCAUCUCAACAGCAACAACCUGACUACGCUGCCUUUCUCCGUCUUCCAGCCUAUCUACUUCAUUGGACGCCUCUACUUGUUCCGCAACCCCUGGGAGUGCAACUGUGAGCUAGAGUGGCUGAAGGAGUGGAUGGAGAGCUAUAAGCUGGUGAGGGACAUCCCGUGCACUUCCCCUUCUUCAGUAGCUGGAUUGGACCUGAGCGAGGUCAUCUAUGCUCGUCUGAACGGCACUUGUGUGGACCCUGCAGAACUCAACCUGACCACGGCUAUCCCGGACUACCCCACCACCGAGAACAAGUUUAAUAGCCUGAUCUCCAAACUGCUGCACCAGGAACUGAGGGAGGAGAUGGGGAAUUCUACAGAGGGUCCAAGGAAUGGCACAUUGCUGGAGCCAGCGGAGGGCCAGCUGUCUUCAGCCCACAGGUCAUCUAGUGCUGGUCAAAUCCUGCCUCUCCUGCUGGCCUGUCUGUUCUUCCUUCAAGCUCCAGCCUCUCUUUCCAGUCUUACUAAUGCCUCAUGAAAGUCUGGCACAUGGAAGAAGAGACAGUUUGCCAAGAGAGAAGAAAACAUUUGGGCUGAAGGCUUUGUAGAUGAGAUUUUUCCUAGAGACUUGGAUUGUAUGUCUCGACAAAACAAGGAAAUGCCAGCCGUUAUGGUUCUGAAGAAACCUUUCUCAGAAAUGUGAUACUGUUAGAGAAACUGGUGUUCUGCAUCUCUGAAUAGUUGGUUUAAAGGAAUCUAAAAAGGCAAUUCCACCAACACAUGUGGAUGUGGGUGAAUGACUGGUUUUCAUGUAUUCUCAGAAUGAUUUGCUUUUUUUAAAAGUGAUAAUUACAGAUAUCUUAGUAUAUGUAAGAUACUAGCUUAAAUAAACUAUAUAGAGUGAUGACAGUUGCCACAGAGAUUGGAAAACGAUGUUGAAUUGCUAUUGCAUUACAUGUGCAUUCUUGUAAAAAUGCACUUUGAGCUUUAGGUUCACUUCUUCACUCAGGAGUUUCAGUGGUGGCCAUGUGCUGGACUCUUAUGGUGUUGGUAUAGAAAAUGGGGUUGUACACUUAGUGUUACACCAAAAUGACACUGUCACUGUCCCAAAAAAAGAAAAAAAAGAAAAAAGAUUUCCACUAAAUUAGUGCAGCUAAUUUCAGGGGUAUUAUAGUACUGAUUUUGGUUUUUAGAAAAGUAAAAAUGGAUUAAAUCUUUUUUUUUUUUUGGACAGUGGUGAUAUGUAAUAUUUAAGAAUAUACAACUGUGACAAUACAGAUCUAAAAUAGGGCUGCCUAAAUAUUUGGCCAUCUGAAAAGUUACCCCAAGUCCACCACUCACCAAAUGAGAAAAAUAUUUUUAUACUAUUACUUUCUUGUUUUCCUUUUAACACUGUAUUUUUCAAGUGUUCAAGUAGCAAAAUAAGUGUAAUGUUAUAAAAUGCAUGUACCCCACCACAAUCAUUACACUUUGGUCCUCUUUGGUGAACAAAGAGUCCUAGCAGCCCUGCUGCAGAGGCUGCCCUUACAUAAAAAUGGACCUUUACUAUAAACACUGCAUUAACAUGAGUUAUGGUAAUACUGACGUACUUCAGCUACAAUGGAACGUGCUUCAUGCUUCCCUUUGUUGCGUAAUUUUAUGUAAUUUGUGAGCAGGUAAUGUUUCAUAAAGCUGAACCUGUUACUGUCAUUUUAACAGAUGGUGUAACAUGCUUGCCUCUCAUAUGAUUCUUUCAACUGGGUAAAUGUAGACGUUUCUAGUUUUAAUAAAUGCAUUAAUCUUC